CCUUUGCACACAAUUCAGAAUACCUCAACAGUUUACACUCUCUGGGUUAUUGUUCUACCAAAUUAAAAAUGAGGCAUGGAAAAAAUAUAACUAGCUAAAGACUGUAAAAAGCUAUUUUACCAACAUCAACCCAUAGACAACAAAUAUACCUUUUAGGAUAAUAGCAAAACCUGAUGUGCUGAUCUCUUGUUAAAAAAAACGUGACAAAUCAUCAAACCAUCAAGGGUGUUUCAGCUUGUUUAGGUUAGGAUGGGCUGUUUUUGUGUUUGUCAAGCAAUUAAUGCAAACACAUGAUGAAAUGCAAUAAAUGUACCAGAUGCAAAAUGAAAACUAGACUCCAACAGAAAAAGGGCAUGCACUCUUUGCAUGUAUGCAAUAAUUCAACAUAAUAAAGAACAACAUUGUUUUUGUCCAUUUUAGCAAUAUUUAAUACUAAAGUGUGGCAGUAAAGGGGCAUUGGCAAUCAAAUUGUGAUUUUAGUGUGCCAUCUACUGGCUCUGCUGUGCAACUGCAGCUCAAUCAUCAACAUCUGUAAGCAAAUCAAUGUUAACAACAUCAACUGUCUAUUUGGGGGGAAAAACUAAUAUUAGAAAAUCAUGAAUUAAUUUAUAUAAGUUAUUCACCAACCCUUUAUAAACAAAUUAGAUUAAAAAAUAAGUGGUUCCAAAAAUCUGAAGGGAAUGACAAAAUAAAUUAUCUUAACCUUCUCAGAUGUAUAUAUCAGGUUUGUGUCAUGUUCAUAUGGUUUCUGUGAUCUGCUUUCAGCAUCCUCAGAUUCAAAAAGAAUCACAAUACAUCAAGUAUCUGUGCUGUGAUGAUGAGUUGAGCAUGACUCUGUGGGUGACUGGGAUACGAAUUGCAAAGUAUGGUAAGCAGUUAUAUGAAAACUACAAGACCGCUGUGAGGAAAGCCUCAGGCUCUGCAACCUGGGCUAACCGCACUAUCCAGGCCUCCUCCAGCGCAUCGACACCCUCCCCUAAACCUAAAGUCAAAGCUGCAAAUGGACACGCUCCUCAGCCUACAAAGGACACAAUGGGUCCUGCCAACCAAACAUCUUUUCCACCACCUCCACCUUCACUGGACAUCCUGCCUCCUCCACCACCCGACCCCAUGUUGCCUCCUCCUCCCCCUGCUCCUCCUGCCCCUCCUGCCAGCGCAACCAAAGUCAACAAGUUUCCUCCCCCACCUAAAUUCCCACAAUCCUCCUUCCCACCUCCACCCAUGGAUGACCUGCCUCCUCCACCACCUCCUCCAGAAGAUGCCGAGCUGCCCCCUGACUUUCUUCCUCCGCCGCCACCUAGUUUUGGAUCUUACGGGGCAGACAUGCUCCCCCCACCACCUCCAGACCCCAUUACCUCCUUUCCACCACCACCACCUCCUGGUCCCCAAAACUUUGCAUCUGCAGGUGGAGCGCCGCCACCACCUCCACCCCCGCCUCCACCUCCAGCUCCUGCACCGGCUGCCAACCCAUCCGCCGGCUACGUCAGAAAAGUGGCUCCACCUCCACCAAAGAGAACUACACCUCAACUAACAGCGCCCUCAGGUGGUGACCUCAUGUCAGAACUGAUGACAGCCAUGCAGAAAAAGCGUGGUCAAUAAUGAUCUUGAAGACAGAAAGAGCUAAUUGACAGUUGGACUGAGGAACUGACCGCCAAACCAGCUCUUGGCGUGACAUUAGGACACACAUCUUUAAUUCUGUUGUUAAUAUGCUUGCAUUACACCACCAAACUUAAAUAUGUAAAUAUGUUGCACCUAAUCAGAUUAUAUACUGUAUGUAUUGCAAAUGUGCUUUAUCUUCAUUGCUAAUGAAAUGUCAUAAUAAAUCAGGUCUUUCAAAGUUAACUGUUAAACAGAUUCCGGCAUGCCUAAUUGUUGAGUUCUCCUUUUUACAGAAAACAGGAGAUGUAUGAUGCAGGCAUAAACAGAUGAUGCAUGAUGCAAAGUUUUUCGCUCUUUCUGUAGAAAUGCAAAAACAGCAAUACGACAAAAGACAUCCAUGUUAGAUUGUUACAGCUGAAGACUGUGCAGCCACAGAGGUGUCUAUAUAUAAUGUCGAACAUGGCUCAUCAUCCAUUCAGAUCAGCCAUUAGGAAGUUCAGAACUUUAGAUGUGUUAACAAUGUUAUAAACAAUAUUUUUGGUUCAAAUGAUGCUGAAAUUUGUGAUUUUAUUUCCCAUUCGUCCCUGAGUAGAUUAUGAAGAACAGCUGACCCUCAGCUGCUGAGCCCAGGAUGGAGGUUUACUGGCAUAUCCAGCUCUCUCAGCCUCAUCCUGAUUCAUAAAUGGCUCCAUUAGAGUCUUCUGCAACAGCGCCACCUAGAAACACAUCAUAAAUACUGUCACCUAAGAAAAAGACAAGCCCUAAUAGUCUGUCUGAAGAUGUCACUUUGUAUGUAUGAAGUCUUUAUUUUAAAGUAAUAUAUUAUAGCAAAUAUUUUAAGAUGUAUAAUAAACAUGAUCAUGACAACA
Messenger RNA from Megalobrama amblycephala (Wuchang bream), 2468 nucleotides. RefSeq names its product amyloid beta A4 precursor protein-binding family B member 1-interacting protein-like. NCBI's taxonomy places the organism in Eukaryota, Metazoa, Chordata, Actinopteri, Cypriniformes, Xenocyprididae. The transcript has 4 exons. The record is from RefSeq and is a predicted model, not a curated record. Gene Ontology annotation, cellular component: cytosol; plasma membrane. The coding region runs from base 712 to 1599 and encodes 295 amino acids.